AUGAGCAGCCUUACCUUUCUAGAUCUAUCACACAACUACUUCAGUCACUCAGUUCCAAGUUGCUUGGGAAACAUUGGUUAUAUAAAGGUGCUGAACUUAAGAAGGAACAAUUUCACAGGGAGUCUUCCACCAUUAUGUGCACAGAGCACUUCAUUGAGUACCAUUGCCUUGAAUGGUAAUCGUUUUGAAGGGACCCUCCCUGUGUCGUCGUUCAACUGUGUUGGUCUAGAAGUCCUUGAUUUAGGCAACAACACUAUAAAUGACACGUUUCUGGCUUGGCUAGGAACUCUUGAAGAGCUGCAAGUUCUUAUGUUAAAGUCGAACGAGUUCCCAUGGACCCAUAAUGGCUCACUGCCUACAGAAGUUCUCCGAAACUUCAAAGCAAUGAUCAAAUCAGAUGGCAUGAACAAAGGGAAGAUCAAGCAUAUGGGACCAGAUGUUGAAGGUCUCACAGGUGAUAUUCCAAUGGAACUGGGGAAACUGAAUGUUCUUGAAGCAUUAGAUCUCUCCUGGAAUCGGCUCACAGGAAAGAUUCCGACAGAACUGAGAAGACUCAAAUUUCUAGCAGUCUUAAACCUCUCUCGGAAUCUUCUUGUUGGACCAAUUCCCCGAGGUCUACAAUUCAACACAUUUGAAAAUGACUCUUAUGGUGGCAACCUUGAUUUAUGUGGUCCUCCUCUAUCAAAGCAAUGUGGAACGAGUGACUCAUCACAUCUUCCACAUCCAUUGGAGUCCGAAGAAGAAGGUGAGUCAUAUUUCUUUAGUGGAUUCACCUGGGAAUCAGUCGUCAUAGGCUACGGUUUUGGACUAGUUGUUGGAACUGUUGCGUGGAACCUCAUGUUUAAAGCUCGUAAACCAAAAUGGCUUGUGGAAUUUUUCGAAGGCAUUUUCCCCAAGGAAAUGAGAAGGCCAAAGAAGAGAAAUCACAGACGAAGGACAUAA
Messenger RNA from Capsicum annuum, 942 nucleotides. RefSeq names its product receptor-like protein 9DC3. The record is from RefSeq and is a predicted model, not a curated record. The transcript has 3 exons. The coding region runs from base 1 to 942 and encodes 313 amino acids. Gene Ontology annotation, molecular function: protein binding. NCBI's taxonomy places the organism in Eukaryota, Viridiplantae, Streptophyta, Magnoliopsida, Solanales, Solanaceae.